CGUUCACCCUGCUUUCUCGCCACAGAUGCUAUCAGACUUGCUGAGUUCCUCGAGCAAUUUCUGAUUUUGUCUAACAUUUUAAACUUGUCCUGCAAGCUGAAGUCUUUGCGUGCGUAAAACCCUUGUAACGUGGCUAAAAUAAAUCGAGGUAAAGUGUCUGACACUUUGUGUAUGAUGCUCAUUGCACACACAUAUCCACGUAUAAAUCUGGACGCUGCAGCCUCUCAUUUUGUUCCUCAGACUGCGCUACCGGUGUAAUCUCCUCCACACACACAGAAAGGAUGGUCAAAAAUGGAGGCGGAGGCGUGAGAUGGCGGGUCUAUUACCCGUCGUGCCCCGCGGCGGGGAAAGCCCUGCAUGCUCGGCAGCGGGUGCCCGUACGCAUGCGCGACGCCGGGAAAGAAGGGAGGGAGGGAGAAGAGGGGUGGCGCCGGGCAUGCGCAGACCGGGCGAUGGCGAUGGCGACGGCGAAUCGUUUGUUAGUGUCUGUGCGGCUGCAAUUAGGUCUCCCCUCAUUCUUCUAAACUCCAGAGUGUAUCGGCCUAAACUCCUUAACAUCUCUUCAGAAGACAAACCCCUCAUGGCUGGAAUCAACCUGGUGAACUGCCUCCAAUACAACUACAUUCCUCCUCAAGGAGAGGACUCACAGAUGGGGAACCCGGACUUGACCCCCCGCCCGGCCGAGAGUCACCCGGCUCAGCAGGACCCGAUCGCCGUCGGUGAGGCGGAAGGCAACCGCAGCCUGCCCCGUGCGGAAAAAGCGUUCGCCUGCUCCGGCUGCGGCCGGGGCUUCCGCCGGUCGUGCGACCUGGGGCGGCACCGGUGCCACCGGGCGCGGCCGUGCGAGUGCCGGGACUGCGGGAGGGGCUUCAGUUACCCCUCGGAGCUGGAGGCCCACCGGCGGGCGCACACCGGCGAGCGGCCGUUCGCCUGCCCGCAGUGCGGGAAGGGCUUCGCCCGCUGGUGCAACCUGCGGGCCCACCAGCAGGUCCACCGCCGCGGGGGCAGGCCGUUCGCCUGCCCGCAGUGCGGGCGCGGCUUCCUGCGGCCCUCGCACCUGCUGCAGCACCGGCGGGUGCACACCGGCGAGCGGCCGUACCCCUGCGGCGAGUGCGGCCGGGGCUUCGGCCAGUCCUCCGACCUGCUGAAGCACCGGCGGGUGCACACCGGCGAGCGGCCGUUCGCCUGCCCGCAGUGCGGGGAGCGGUUCACCCAGGGCUCGCACCUGCUGAGGCACCGGCGGGCGCACGCCGGCGAGCGGCCGUUCCAGUGCCCCGUCUGCGAGAAGCGGUUCACCCAGGCGUCCAGCCUGCUCAGGCACCGGCGGGCGCACGCCGGGGUGAAGCCCUUCGUCUGCUCGCUGUGCGGCCGGGGCUUCGCCGAGUCCUCCAUGCUGCUGAGGCACCAGCGGGUGCACACGGGCAAGGAGUCGGUGCACCCCCCGCUGCAGUGCUCCGAUUCUGCGGGCGGAGCCUCGCCUCGUCAGCUUCACGACUGAAUGCCCCCCCACCACCCACCACCACCAACCCGAGGGGCUCGUCUUGACUCGGCGGCGCUGCCUGGCCUGGGACAAGACAGAUUCGAGGAGAAAGUGAGGUCUGCAGAUGCUGGAGAUCAAAGUUGA
This is a messenger RNA of Chiloscyllium plagiosum (whitespotted bambooshark), 1624 nucleotides long. NCBI's taxonomy places the organism in Eukaryota, Metazoa, Chordata, Chondrichthyes, Orectolobiformes, Hemiscylliidae. The record is from RefSeq and is a predicted model, not a curated record.